This is a messenger RNA of Caenorhabditis briggsae, 1602 nucleotides long. It is a transcript of the gene Cbr-frm-10, whose product is annotated as Protein CBR-FRM-10. The record is from RefSeq and is a predicted model, not a curated record. Gene Ontology annotation, biological process: negative regulation of canonical Wnt signaling pathway. The coding region runs from base 1 to 1602 and encodes 533 amino acids. Lineage: Eukaryota; Metazoa; Nematoda; Chromadorea; Rhabditida; Rhabditidae. The transcript has 8 exons. Gene Ontology annotation, cellular component: cytoskeleton; plasma membrane.
AUGAUGUCAUUUCCUGUUCACUCAAUGAGUACGAUUUGCACAAGUUUUGUGCCAACGAGACGGACACUGUCUUUUCACUUUUGUACAUUAACCUGUUACGAAAUGGCAUCAACUCAAACUUUUGACGUCAGGUUUGUGGAGCCAGAAUCUUUGAGUAGACGUCGAAAUGUACAAUUGCCAGUUGAGAACUUUAAUGAACAUGAACAAACCGGAGUGGAAUUCGUUCCAUUCACACCGAUUAACCAAGCUUUGAGAGCAACUCACAACCAAAGUACGGAUACUUUGGGUCCACCAAAAGUCGUCAAAUUCCGCAUUUAUUUGUCGAGAGUCGAGAAUCCAGCUAUCUCUGAAAAUGGAAUUGAACUCAAUAUUGAGGCUGGCAAAACUGCUGAUACUAAAAAGCUAAUGUUUCAUCUUAGUAAAGAAUACGAUAUUGAUCUUCCCGCAUUCUCUGAAAUGUUUGCUAUCUGGAUGAUCUCUCCGUUGUUAGAAGUUCAACUGAAGCCGUAUCACCGCCCAUAUGAGUGCCGUCAGGGAUGGGAAACUCUUCUAAAUCGAUUCACUGAUGCCCCGACAGGCCGAUCUUUGAUUGCCGAUGAGCCAAUUCUGAUGCUUCGAAGGAAUGCAAGUUUGACAUGCGAUCGAGAAUUCGAGCUGCUUCACCAAUAUCCCCAAUGUGGUCGUUUCCUAAUCAUAGAUGCUCGCGAAAUGCUUCUCCUCGGACGUCUUCACUUCCUUUCUCUCGACGACACUAUUCGUGUCGCCGCCCUUCUCUUCUCUCUACAGUUUGGAGAUUUUAACGAGCAGAAACACGAUGUGGCUUUCAUCAGAAGCAAUAUCGAGGAGAUACUUCCAGAGCAUACCUGUGAAUCGAUUGCUUCGAAGACCAUUUUUGGAAAGGCCAUCAACAAGAAAACCUCAAGAAGAACGCCUUAUGAACUGCUGGAAGGCGUGCUCCCGAAAUCGAACGAGUUUGAAAAAGAGCACGAGAUUCUUCAGACUUUCGCAGAGUCAUCGAGUUGUUACGGUGCUGCGUGGUUUUCGGCAAGAAUUGAAAAAAAGGUGUCACGAGCCAGUUUGAGAAAUUUCGGACAGCCGUUUGCCGAAGUUGAGGUCAACGUUGGAAUCAACGAUCGUUUUUUGACAAUUGUGGAUGCUAAUUUCACGGAAACACUCUUCGUCCAAUCUUUAGAAGAGAUGUCAUGGCAAUUGGAAGGAACAAAAGAGGAUCAAACGCCGUUCUUGAUUCUGAAUCUCAGUUGUGAUGAGGAUAUUAAAGAAGGAUUUUCAACACAAAUCAAUAUUACCGACAAUGAAACGACCCUAUUCCUAAUGGUCACUGGAUCUCAGACACCUCUCAUCGAUGCUCUUCUCAAAACAAUGACUGGUCGAAGGUUGGAGAGAGCUAUUUCUGAUAGCAGCUCAUCAGACUCAAGUACCAGCUCCGAACGACAUGCAUCUCUCAUUCAGUCGAAACUAAAUUUGAAAACCUGCUCAGCAAGCGCUAACAGAAAACUUUGUUUGGCGAAAUUCAAAGAUGGAAAAUGUACAGAGGUCGCAGGAAGCUUCAAAUCUUUCUACUGCCAAGGCCAAACGCUUUAA